CCAUUGUCUGAAAGAGAUGUUGAUAUUAAAAUUUUAAAACCAUUUUUCAAUAAUAUUGAAAAUUUAAAUAAAACUGGAUUACAUUAUCAUUACAGGGAAUGUGGAUCAUUUGCUUUGCAUUUGAGACAAGAUAUUGUCAUUGAAGGUUCUUAUGGGAAGAAAUCAGAUUAUCAAUUCAUAUAUGAUUCAUGGAGUUUAACAGUGUAUAAAUUUCACUGA
Molecule: messenger RNA, 219 nt
Organism: Entrophospora sp. SA101
Lineage: Eukaryota; Fungi; Glomeromycota; Glomeromycetes; Entrophosporales; Entrophosporaceae
Source: the annotation of a GenBank genome assembly